Messenger RNA from Onthophagus taurus, 688 nucleotides. Lineage: Eukaryota; Metazoa; Arthropoda; Insecta; Coleoptera; Scarabaeidae. The record is from RefSeq and is a predicted model, not a curated record.
GUAAUGGGAAUGGGUUACAACUCAACAGAUAAAGAUAAACAAAAGCUAACUAAAACAUAUUGAGAAAUAUCAAAAAUUUUGUUUGGGAUUAUCGCUCGUUUAUGUUUAAGCUGGGAGAUAAAAAUUUUUAUAUAAAUACGCGAAGUUAAUGCAGUUUUACAAUAAUUAAUUCAACAACUGAAUUGCAGUAACAGCGAAGAAGAGAUAAUGGCGAAACUCCUAAUUUUUUCUGUUUUGGCUUUAGCUUCGAUUACAUUUGCUGCUAAAGUUUGUCCACCUCAUCAAGUUUAUAAAAGUUGUGGUACAAGUUGUCCCGAAUAUUGUAAUUGGGAUCCAAGCAGUAUAAUUUGUACCUUACAAUGUGUACAAGAUUGUUUUUGCCAGAAGGGAUACGUCCGUGAAGCCGUCGAUUCGAACAAUUGUAUCCCUAAGGGACGUUGCUCCAGAGUGCCAACUUGCAACGAACCCAAUAAAGAAUACAGAAUUUGCGGAAGUCUUUGUCCCAAAUAUUGCGGACAAGACGAUUAUGUUGUUUGUCCGGCUAUGUGUGUCUCUGGAUGCUUUUGUAAAGCUGGAUACGUUUUGGCAUCCGAAGAUAGUAACGAAUGUAUUUUAGAAAGUGAAUGUUCUGUUUAAAAUUUGUUGGUAUAAAAAUUAUUAGAAAUAAAAUAGAAAUUAGAUGAGCAAA